Molecule: messenger RNA, 834 nt
Organism: Diachasma alloeum
Lineage: Eukaryota; Metazoa; Arthropoda; Insecta; Hymenoptera; Braconidae
Product: serine/arginine repetitive matrix protein 1-like
Exons: 3
Coding region: 1-834 (277 amino acids)
Source: RefSeq, a predicted model, not a curated record
AUGACGUUGAGUGAGUUCAAGCCCCCGAACUCCUCGACCCCAGAGGUCGACUCAAACUCCGACCUCCUCCUGAUGGACGUGACGGAGGACGACCGACAGCUGGAGGUACUCACCGGAGCGUCGAAGGACUGGGACAAGGAGGAGACACCCAGCGCAGAAGCCCCAGGGAAGAGGAAGAGACCCACAAGGAGGGGAGGCAGGCAGAAGCAGAUCGAGGCAGCCAUCGCACGCCAAGCCUCAGCCGCCGCAGCCUCAGCGGCCGGUGCACCAACUGGGCAGAGUGCUCCUACCCUACAGGCAGCACCCCCACAGGUAGCACCCCCUCAGGUAGUGCAACCACCCCCAAAAAUCCCAGCAGGACCUCCACCACCCAUGCCUGAACCUCAGUGGGAUAUGCAUUGUGCAGUCCUGAGUAAAGGAAGAGGCAGGGGAAGGCUGCAGUACCGACACAUGGCACACACCAACCGCAGUCCCUCACCCCUCGGGGGCGAAUGGAGAAUAGUCCCUGCUCCCCAGUCCAAGGACCCUCAGCGUACCUCACGGAGGGCGAAACCCGAGAGACCUCGCCAGCAACCCUCUCAGGCUCGUCAAUCCCCACGUCGACGAUCCCCCGAGAGACCGACCCAGGGAACUCGGCCAACAUCUCCACGACCUCGACGAAAUCCUUCGCCAAGGCGAAGGCAUUCCCCGUCGAGACGACGAUCCCCCAGGCAAAGAGGCUCCUCUGACCACUCACGAGAUACUCCAGGCUUUCUGGUGAUUCUCAUGCUUAUGGCUAAGGAUCAGCUAGCUCACAUGAGAUUACCCCAAGCAUCCUGCAAACGGGAAUUCUAA